CAGAAGGUUGGGAAAUAAUAGAUUUGUACCGAAAGUUGUGAAGUGAAAUAAGUGAAAAUGAACAGGAAGGUCACGCGAUAACUACAAAUGGCUACACUGGUACGACAGAUACACAGACUUUCUUGUCCCUGUGUAAAACUAUUGUAUCCAAUAUUUUCACCGGAAAGAAAGUAUUCAAGCAUAUUACCAGCUAGUUUCCAACUUUUAAACAGAAACAAUACUUUCCAAUCAUUUUCUGAUGUUCUCAAAGACAUAUGGGAUGGAUAUCUCUUUGCUGCUCCAAAGAAAAGAAGAUCAAUUGCAAAAAGAAGACAUAUGCGUAAAUUUAAGCAAUUAAAACCAAGAAACGAUAUUGAAGACUGUGUUGUAUGUGGACAUAAAAAACUCAUGGGUAGAUUGUGUAAGAAUUGUUUUAGUUGGACUAUGUCGUUGACAGAAAAGGUCUGGGAAAAGACAGGCGCAAACAAGUGGGGACGGUAUGUCCGAUGAUGUGAAUUACAUGCCUGAAAAUAUUGACAUACUUUUUGGUAUACAGCCUAGAUUCCAAAAGCACAUUUUUAACUGUUGUAUCAUGGUUUUGCAUCCUUGAUUACAAAGAUAAACUACAUCUCCAGAUUAAAUGGUCAAGUGUUUUGUUUUGUUUUGUUUUGUUUUGCAGGGUUUAAAUUAAAACUUAAUUUGCCUACAUAUAGGCAUCUAUAAAAAAUUCUCUUUAAUUCAUUAGUCACAAACUGCUAAGGGAACUUGUAGUUGAUUCAACGUUCAUGUUAAUAUUUUGUGAUGAAACUAAAAUGCGCGAUACACUAAUUUUUUAUUUUACUAUUAUUAUGUCUUUUAUAGUUGUGUUUCUAGCUUUUAUACUACUUAAAUAUAGAAAUUAUAAAAAAUAUACACAAAAAUAGUUACAUAGUUAAUCAAAAUUUAAUUUUUUUAUGUGAUUUAUAUAAAGAAUUAGCUACUUUACCUAAAAUAGCUAUAAUACGAGUAAAAAACAAAACAGAUUAUUGUUGUUGUAACACCCUUUUCCGUUAUGAUUAUUAUAUAUGUUUAAAAAUAUGGUUGCUAAAAUGUAAUACUGCAAGACUUUAACUAAAUUAUAGUCGAUGGCAUCUCUAUAAUAAUACGCCAGUUCUGUCUGUCUGUGACUUUUGCAAAGUGGAUAAAAUUUCUUUGAUAAAGUCUAUAAAACAUCACCUAUAAAUUUCUUUGACGUUAAAGCAAUAUUGACGUCAAAGGAAAGUAUAUUAAGAUUAGUGAAGCCAUUCCAUUGCACUUUUAAAUUUGAGGCUAAAUAACUUGGAAACGGGUGGAAAUAACUGACGUCAUCUCCUGUGUGGGUAACUAGGGACUACCUGGAACCAAUUUAGGUAAGUUUUCCAAACCUGGGUUACCUAAUUCGUUUCGGAAUGGAGGGGUUAAUGACGUCAUCAAGAAACCUUUAAACGCUAAUAUCUCUGCAUUCGUUUGUCAAAAGUACACAAUCUUAUAUAUACAUAUUCUUGAUCACAGUUCAAGAUCUAUACGAUGAAGGCAACAGGUAUACAUAUUUUUAACAAAAAAAUUUUAGGUUUUGACGGGCCAUUGUUGACAUCAGCAAAAUUUUUAAACCCUUAUAUCUCAUUAACCGCUCAUCAAAAGCACAUGAUCAUAUACAUUUUCUUGAUCAGCAUUUUAAGCUCUACAUUAUAGAGGAAAUGUGAAAACAAGGUAAUAAAUUAUUUUUUUAUGAAUGGGUUGAUUACGUCACCAAAAUUUAAAUGUUGCUUCUUUUUUGUUUUUAAUCUGCACAAGUGGAUUUUUCCACGGGCUUUACUGACUAGUUUCGGAAUAAUAUAAAAACAAGGUUAAAUAUGCUUGUCUUAACAACCCCCUCCGUUAUGAAUUUUAAAUAUAUAAUUUAAUUACUGUUAAAGACUUUAAAUGUUGUCAACUAAACUACAGUCCAUAAAAAGAUUUUGUAUUAAAAGAACACUAAUUAUAGAAAUAAUUUUUCUUUUUAUUUUAUUAUUUUAAGUGGGAUUAGAAUAGCAUGCUGUAUAAAUUUUAAAACACGCAACUAUAACUUGCAGAAACAUCAAAAACAAGUUAAUGAAUCAGAAUGCCCCCUUAAUGUUUAGCUGAUGAUACAAAUACCAUGAACAAAGAAUCAACUGCAAGUGAACCCUGUUUUGCAUCCUACCAAUUUCCACAGAAUUAAUAUUAAAAUCACUUAUCUUUCCCUUAAUUUUUGUGGUCCUCUAAUUUUUUCCCCCAAAUUUUUGUGCCAUGUAUCUAAAUGUGAUCAGAGUGACUUGAUUAUGAUAUGAUAUCCUUUUUAAAAAUGUUUCUGAAAAAAAUUAUUUUACAGUGUUCCUUGUUAAGCCUUUUUUGUUCAUUCAAGGUUUAUUUCCUACAAUUAGAAAAGAUCUAAUCUCCACACCCUUUAAAAUUAAAAAAGUAUAAAAAUAAUUAAAAAGAAGGAUUGCUAGUACUCUAUUCCAUUGUUUUCUAAUUCAGCAUGUUUUAAGAACACGCCAAACCCUUUUUUAAACUUAUAAUAGAAGCAAUUCAAGGGAAAUAUAAAAUAACUACUUUUCUUUAUUUAAAAAUCAAAAAGAUUUUUAAUCUUUCACACAUGCACAGGUUAUAUACAGGGUGUAAUCCAGAAAACUAGGAUAUGAGCCAUUAAAUUCCAAAUAAAAAUUUUGUCAAAUUGGUGCAAGGUAUUAUUAAGAUCUUAUUUGUUUACAACUUUUUGAAAUGGAUCAUAAGUCCCAUAUUUUUGAGUCAAUAUGGUUAGUUUCUGUAUCUAUCAGGAUAAAUUCAAGUUGGGAAAUAGCUGUUUAGCAGCUCCUGAGAAUUCUGGAUUACACCGUAAUAUAUUGUAGAAUUGAAAUACAAUCACUAUAAGUCUGUAUCAUCCGAAGCGUGCAAACAGAAAGUCAUUCUUUUCUUUGUUUUUAAUUACUAAGGCAUUAUUAACCACUGUAUGUGUUUUUUUAAAUAGUAAACUACUAUACAACCUGUCCAGAUGAUAGAUAGAACUACCAUAUAAUAGAUGAUCUUUAAUUGUAAUAAGUAGCCAUUCUUACUAGCUACGUGGCUAGUACCACAAAUACUGCCAAAGACUUAAAGAUGGUGUUUAAUUUCCCUAUUUCAGUGUCUGUUUAUCUUUGUGAAGUCUAUUUGAAUUUAAUAUUAACAGAAUGACAAUGCUCUUAGCUUUCGUGGAAUCAAGUCUUUGUUUAAUUAGUUUACUUUUGUUAUAAUCUUUCUUUUUAUUAAAAGCUAAUAAAAAUGGAAACAAAGAUUAAAGAUAGAGGUACUCUCCAGAAUUUCUUGUGCAAAGCUAAAAAUUUUAUGAAAGCUACACCAAUUGAAAAAUGCAAUGUUUUUUUUGUAAUUGGCAAUGAAUCGGCUGAUUUGGACUCAAUUAUAUCAGCGAUUGUUUAUGCUUUUUAUUUGCAUGAAAAGGUCAGAAAGCAGAAUGGCAAAGACAUAUAUGUCCCUGUAGUCUGCAUCCCAGAAGAAGACAUGCACUUACGUACAGAAGUUAUUGUUUUAUUUCAGAAGUGUGGUAUUGAUUUGAAAGAUAUUGUUUACAUAAAUGAAGUCAACUUUUUAGCAUGUUUAACUAGCUAUACUGUCAAUGUGACAUUAGUUGAUCACAAUGAUGUUGGAACUCAUGGUGUUUUAAAAAAUUCUGUUCAUCGUAUUGUAGAUCAUCACCAGGACAGCAUGCAAUUUGAUGAAAGCAAGGUCUGCAAAAACAUAAAAAUGGUUGGAUCUUGUUGCACCUUAGUUGCAGAGGAAAUUUACUACAAUAAGAGUGAAUUACUUUCUAUACAUCCAGUUGCAGAACUCUUACUUGCUGCUAUUUUAAUUGACACUAUAAAUCUUGAUCUUCACUCUGCUCGUACAGUGGAAUUAGAUGUUUUUAUUGGAGAAGUUCUUUCUCAACAUAUCACUCAAGAUCCAGAUGAACUAUUUGAACUGUUGCAGAAAGCUAAACUAGACAUCAGCCCAAUGUCUAGUUACAAUAUUCUACGGAAAGAUUACAAAAAGGUCCCAUCUUGUGCAGUACAAAUGGGAAUAUCUUCUGUCAUGUUGGAACCUUCACAGCUGUUAGCAAGAGGUGACUUCCUAUCUGUUGUCCAAUCAUAUCUCUCUCGAAAUGAACUUCAAGCAAUUGUUAUUAUGUUUAUUUAUUUCGACAAAAACUCUAUUCCACUCCGUGAAAUUGCAGUGGUGUCUGAAAGUGUCACUACUUGUGACAGGAUUGUUACCUGUUUACUUUCACACACAAAGAAACUUGAUCUUUAUGAAAUUGCAAAUAAAAUAACUAAUGUGUCUAAGCCAAGCAUGCGUUUAUUUAAGCAGGCUAAUGUAAAGUCAUCACGAAAAGUUGUUUUACCAUUAUUGCAAGAAAUGUAAGUAAUAAAGUGUUUAUUUCUGUUUU
This is a messenger RNA of Hydractinia symbiolongicarpus, 4438 nucleotides long. RefSeq names its product exopolyphosphatase PRUNE1-like. Gene Ontology annotation, cellular component: cytoplasm. Bases 3277 to 4413 code for a protein of 378 amino acids. NCBI's taxonomy places the organism in Eukaryota, Metazoa, Cnidaria, Hydrozoa, Anthoathecata, Hydractiniidae. The transcript has 6 exons. The record is from RefSeq and is a predicted model, not a curated record. Gene Ontology annotation, molecular function: exopolyphosphatase activity.